AAGAGUUUUGGCCAUCUUCCAUGUUGUGACAGGCCAGGAGUAGAAUGCACUGCCUACCUCCUUUCCCCCAUUUUCCAUUUUAUAAUCUCAGUUCGCUUGCAGUCAUCACUGAACACUGGAGCACAGUGGCAGUCCAUGCUUUGUGCCCGUGAACUCUUCUAAGUACAUCUCAUCUGCUUUCUUUGAGCAACCGCACACAACAGCCUCAAACUUGAAGAAAGAAAAUGGCCUGUACUGAGUUUUCUUUCCAUGUGCCAAGUCUUGAGGAGCUUGCUGAAGUUCUACACAAGGGGCUGAAAAGUAACUUUGCUGAAGUCCAGGUCUCUGUGGUUGAUUGUCCUGAUUUGACCAAGGAGCCAUUUACCUUUCCUGUAAAAGGAAUCUGUGGGAAAACUAGAAUUGCAGAAGUAGGAGGUGUGCCUUACUUAAUGCCUAUUGUAAACAAGAAAAAAGUUUAUGAUCUAAAUAAGAUUGCGAAGGAAAUAAAGCUGCCUGGAGCUUUCAUUCUUGGAGCAGGAGCAGGUCCAUUUCAGACUCUUGGAUUCAAUUCUGAGUUCAUUCCACUUGUCCAAACAGAAAGUGAAAACCACGCUCCUGUGAAUGGAAGUUACUUUGCUCGUAUUAACCCUGCAGAUGGAGGGUGCAUGCUGGAGAAAUACAGCCAGAAAUACCGUGAUUUUGGAUGUGCAUUACUAGCUAAUCUUUUUGCCAGUGAGGGCCAACCUGGCAAGGUCAUUGAGGUAAAAGCCAAACGGAGAACUGGACAACUUAACUUUGUGACUUGUAUGAGACAAACUCUGGAAAAACAUUAUGGAAACCAGCCUGUAGGGAUGGGAGGCACCUUCAUAGUUCAAAAGGGAAAGGUCAAGGCUCAUAUUAUGCCAGCAGACUUUUCAUCCUGCCCACUGAACUCGGAUGAAGAGGUGAACAAGUGGCUGCGUUUCUAUGAGAUGACAGCUCCUCUGGUUUGCCUACCCGUGUUUGUCUCCAGGGACCCCGGGUUUGACUUGAGGCUGGAGCACACUCAUUUCUUCAGUCAUCACGGAGAAGGUGGACACUACCAUUAUGACACAACUCCAGACACCGUGGAAUACCUAGGGUACUUCUCACCUGCCCAGCUUCUCUACCGCAUUGAUCAGCCAAAGGAGACCCAUUUGUUUGGGAGAGAUUAAAGCCUAUGAUGCUUGCUUCAAAAAAGAAAUGAUUGAGGUUAAUUAACUAAUUCAUUAAUUGAUACUAAUACAAAAUAAAAUAUAGGACUGGAGAUGUAGCCCAGUGGUACAGUGCUUGCCUAGCACUUGGAAGGCUGUGGGCCCAAACCACAGUACCAAACAAACAAAAUAACCCGGUAAAAAUAUGUAUCACUUAAACCCUACUGUUUUGGCAUUUGAAAUGUAGGCAUAUUUUCUACAUAUCAAUAUAAAGGAGAUUAUUGGGAACAAAGAUAAAUAAUUGAAAUUUUUUUUGUAUACUCACAUUUAUUGAACCAAUUUUUUUCUUUCUUUUCCUUUUCUUUCUUUCAAGGUAGGGUUUUGCUCUAGCCAAGGCUGACCUGAAAAUUCACUGUAUU
Jaculus jaculus (lesser Egyptian jerboa) is the source of this 1570-nucleotide messenger RNA. It is a transcript of the gene Bkgd, whose product is annotated as chromosome 3 C11orf54 homolog. The transcript is spliced from 9 exons. Gene Ontology annotation, molecular function: hydrolase activity, acting on ester bonds; zinc ion binding. Lineage: Eukaryota; Metazoa; Chordata; Mammalia; Rodentia; Dipodidae. Gene Ontology annotation, cellular component: nucleus. The coding region runs from base 225 to 1172 and encodes 315 amino acids. The record is from RefSeq and is a predicted model, not a curated record.